Macrobrachium nipponense is the source of this 2832-nucleotide messenger RNA. RefSeq names its product venom serine protease Bi-VSP-like. The record is from RefSeq and is a predicted model, not a curated record. Bases 154 to 1506 code for a protein of 450 amino acids. NCBI's taxonomy places the organism in Eukaryota, Metazoa, Arthropoda, Malacostraca, Decapoda, Palaemonidae. Gene Ontology annotation, molecular function: serine-type endopeptidase activity. The transcript is spliced from 13 exons. Gene Ontology annotation, biological process: proteolysis.
AAGAAGAAGAAGAAGAAGAAGAAGAAGAAGAAGAAGAAAAGCAACUCUGUGAGUCUAAGGCCCGAGGGAACUCUUGAGUAAAUGACAAACUCGGAAGAGUUGUCGGCCUGGCCACUCAGUGCAGUGUUGGACUCGUUGGAGUGAACAGGCAACAUGAAACUAACUGGCACGAUUCAGAUCCUCUGGGUUCUGGGGACAUUGCUCCUCGUAGCAGCUGAGGAUGAUGAUGACGACGUGGACAUUGUAGAACAGAGAGAAAAAAGGCAGUUUAUACCUAGAGCACAAGGAGUGAUGGGGAGAACAGCUUCCGUUAAUCAAGGAGGAUUCGGUGUACAGCAACAGUUCGUUUCGCCUCAGAAAUUUGAGAGAGAUCCAAUAACUGGACGGUUUGUUCCUGCUGGGGGAAGUGCACAAAAUUUGGGAGGACCCAUAGGUACUGCAAAUCUUCUUGACCAAGCUUUCCAGCAGAUUCCAGUACUGUCACAAGGUGGCAACUUGACUGGAGGUCCACAGGACAUAUCAGCCUUUGCCCGUAACUUCCAAGUAGGACAGGGGCUGGCUGACAUCACGUACCAGCAGUGCACAACACCCAAGGGCGAGGCUGGAGGCUGCCGGCACCUGCAGUACUGCAUUUUGCCAGACUUUGCCAACAAUUACCAAGCCUUUCUCAGAUAUGCCUGCAUAAUUGAGCAAAGGUAUGUCGGAGUCUGCUGUCCAAGGCUAGCUCCUGCACAACCUGCUCCUCAACCAAGCCAGCCUCAGCAGUCUAACAUUGGAUGUGGUGUUAGUGCUCUCUCAACAAGGAUCGUUGGAGGGGCUCCUACAGCUGUUAAAGAACAUCCUUGGGUUGUUUCACUUAUGAGGACUGGUGUCAACCCUAAUCAGUACUGUGGAGGUGCUCUUCUUUCCAACAGACAUGUUUUGACAGCUGCCCACUGUCUUGCUGGAUUCGACUGGAACACCAUCUGGGUUCGACUUGGAGAAUAUGAUUUCAGACGCACAGAUGAGUCACCGCAUGUAGAAAGACGCAUCUCCAGCUUCAGGCUUCAUCCAAACUUCGUUGCCAGAACCUUUGAUAAUGAUAUUGCGGUGCUUGUUCUUGAAAGUCCAGUCACUUUCAAUGACUAUAUUCGCCCUAUUUGUCUGCCACCUGCUAAUGAAGCUUUCACAGGAGCAACGGCCACAGUAGCUGGAUGGGGUGCAGUGUCUUACCAAGGACCAGUAUCUCCUGUACUGCAGCAAGUAAGAGUGCCAGUUUGGAGCAAUGCAGACUGCAAUAAUGCAUAUGAACAACCAAUCAAUGAUAACAUGGUCUGCGCAGCAAAUCCUAGAGGUGGUCAGGAUUCAUGUCAGGAUGACAGCGGUGGGCCCCUCAUGGUGCAAGUAAAUGCAAAGUGGGUCGUAAUAGGUUUAGUGUCAUUUGGGACCAGAUGCGCAGAACCAGGUACCCCUGGUGUAUACACAAGGGUCAACGCCUUCCUUGACUGGAUAAGAAACAAUGCAUAGAUAGCCAUUUUAUUAACUGACUUAUUUCAAGGUGAAAUGUAAGUGCAAGACAAUAAUUUUCAAUAUUAAGAAAGUAACACUUUGAAAAGAUACUGUCUGUCGCUUUAGAAUCAUAGUAGUCAACUAUAUGUAGUUUAUAGAGAAUGAUUUCCUAUAAGCAUCUUCAUGGAAGAUAGUUUGUCUUGGCCUGCCACUUGGUGGCCGAGAGUUCAAUUCUUGGGCAUUCCAUUGAGGGGUCAGAGAUGUGUAUUUAUGGUGAUAAAAGUCCUCUCUCGACGUGGUCCCGUUGCUGAAUAACCACGGGUUCCAUGCAACAUAAAAACACCAUACAAACAUUCAUGGAAGAUCCCAACCCUUUCACGAAAUUUAGGCAACAAGAUCAAGCACUGAGCACUUUCAGAUCACUCAAUGCUAUGAAGGAGUUUGGGUGUUUGGACAACAAAAUGAAGAACCCCAAAAUUACACAAGAUGGAGUAGUGUAAGAAUCUAGAGGGGUUGGCCAGAAAUAUGGGAAUGUAGGUAAAGUAAAAUGAUAAAAGGUGGGUGCAAGUAGGGGUCCAAAGGGAUGAUGGAAACCCAAUGAAGACAUUUUGUUUAAAUAUUUUAGAUUUUUUAAAUACACCAGGGCUUAGGGUACUUGCACUUUCAAUGGGAAAAUUAGGCAUUUCAUUAUCUAGCUGAUUUCCAUUCUUCAUUGACAAUGAGAAAUUCUGUUGCAAUCUCUUUGCCAUAUUAGCUUGACUAUCAGAUUAUUAAUUCACAUGCUAAGCUACUCUAAAGUAACUUCAAAACAUUUGACAGUUGGUUAUAACAGCUUUGCAUUUUCUAAAUUCAUUUCAUUGGAGUUACCCACAUAUAUUUUAACUGUACAAAAUGUAAUCAUCAGUUCUUUCUUGUGCAAAGCUUGGAUUACAAGUCCAGAGUUGAAGUGUAAUACGAGCCAAGUGGCAUAAUUUAUAUUCUCAUGGAUUACCUUCAGAAUUGUCCCAAGGCAUGUUUAGUUUCAAUCUGUUGUGUAGUGCAAUGUUGACUUGUAAAUAAAUAUUAAUUUUAAGGAUUUAAGUUACUGUAAAUAUACAUCAUAUUUCACAAUCUAUGCCAGUGUAUGUGAAAAGCAAAGGGACAUAUGUACCUUCAAAAUUGCUUUAUGAUUGUUUGGAUUACAAAUGAUUUGUUGAAGAAAUACCCAGUACUACAGUUUCUUGUCCAUAUUACAUUACCCUUGCUUAUCGUAAAAUUGGCCCAGGUUAGAUUGAGCUCACAUAAUAAUUGACAAACUGUUUCAAGAUGUAAAUUUGUCUACUAAAUAUAUAAUGAAGAAAACAA